GCAAGUUCUAAGCAAUAAAUACCAAAACAAUAAAACAGAAACCGAAAUCGAAAUCGAAACCGAAACAAAAGCGAUAUAAAAGCAAAUUUUGAACCGGAACACAGCGAGUACCAGAAGCGCAAACACAGCGAGUGUCAGCAGCAGAAAAAGAACGAGUACCAAAAGCUGAAAACAGAACGAGAACGAGUUUCUUUAUGCAGGAACAAUCGUAAGGAUAUACCCGAACAAGCUAGAGAGAGAGAGAAACUAAAAGAUCGCUCGAAACCAUGCUGAGUUCUUUAGAUGCUUUGGCUGGUAAGAUAGCCACCGCCACGCCUGGAACGGGUGCCGUCACGGCGCCCAGUGCUGGUGGUAACAGCAAGCCGGCCCAGAGUCUGCACCAUCAUCAUCAUCAUCUGGACUACGACUAUUCGGCGGUGGAGAUUGAACCGCCCGCCGAGCAGCUGGCCAAUUCGCCGCGUAACGAGCGAGAGAGAUUGCAACAGGCGCAGCAGUCGUACGAGCAGCAGGCCCAGGCCGAGCUGGAGUUUGGCCUGGCCGAGGUCACCAGUUGCCACAAGCUAACCCAAUUGAAGAGCGCUACCAGUCUGCAUCACCCGCAUUCGCAGGGCCAGCAGCAGCAGCAGCCGCAACAGCAGCAACAGCAACAACAGCAUACUGCCAGCAAUCAAGGCGGCAGGACAAUGACACAGAGUCGUCAUCCGCAUCAUCAUCAUUUGAACCAUCAUCAUGCGCCGCACCAUCAUCCCUAUCAGCGGCAUCGCCCCAGCUCGCCGCCACAGACGCCAUAUCAGCAGCAAUUGUCCCAGCUAGUGGCCCUGCAAGAUCAUCAUGAGCUGCUCCAGUCCCAGCAGGAGCUCUUCCACAAGCAGCUGGCCAAUAUGCAGGAGUACCAGCGAGAGCGAGAGCGCGAAAGGGAGCGAGAACGUGAUAGGGAACACAGGGAACGGAACAAUUUCAUCGAUAACAGCGAUUACGAUUCCCAGCAUGAGUUCAAAAUUUGCCUGAGGGAUAGUGCAUUUGGUAUGAGCGAUAAGAGUAGCAGUGCUACGAAUAGCCUGCCCAACAGUCCCAUUCACAGCAACAACAAUAAUCCAUCUCUGCUCAACAACAACAAUAACGGCGUGAACGGCAACAACAAUCAGAGCCUGGGUGGCAGCAACAAUUCGCUGGUCGGCGGCAUCGGCAACAACGGUAUUAUGUCUGCGGCAGGGCUCGUGAACAACAACAAUAAUCCGUGCAGUGCCAAUCGGAAUGUCGUCGUGAGCAUGGACGAUGAUUCGUGCUUCCGCCUGGAUGCCGAUGCCACGGUCACCUACAGCGACAAGGAGCCCGAUCCGGAUAACAUCAAGAUGUUCGUGGGCCAAAUACCCAAGUCCAUGGACGAGUCGCAGUUGCGUGAAAUGUUCGAGGAGUACGGACCGGUGCAUUCGAUCAAUGUGCUGCGCGACAAGGCCACUGGCAUUAGCAAGGGUUGCUGCUUUGUGACGUUCUUUACGCGACGUGCCGCACUGAAGGCCCAGGAUGCUUUGCAUAAUGUGAAGACACUCGCCGGGAUGUAUCAUCCCAUUCAAAUGAAGCCCGCCGAUAGUGAGAAUCGCAAUGAACGCAAACUGUUUGUGGGCAUGCUAAACAAGAAGCUGAACGAGAACGACGUGCGUAAACUAUUCGAAGUCCACGGCAACAUUGAGGAGUGCACUGUAUUGAGAGAUCAGAACGGCCAGAGCAAGGGUUGUGCCUUUGUCACAUUCGCCACCAAGCACGCCGCCAUUUCGGCCAUUAAAGUGACCCUAAGCCAAAACAAAAUCAUGGAGGGCUGCACAUCGCCGCUGGUCGUCAAGUUUGCCGACACCCAAAAGGAAAAGGAACAGAAGAAGAUCCAGCAGAUCCAGGCGAAUCUCUGGAACCUGGCCAGCAAUAUCAACAUCCCCUUGGGACAGACGGCCCAGAGUGUGUCCACACCGAUACUGCCGAACCCACCGCAGCAGCAGUCGCCCGUUCUGGGCGCCGAUGCACUGACACCGGCCUCCAUACAAUUGCUGCAACAGUUGCAGGCCGUGGGCCUGCAGCAGCAGUUGCUGCAAGCCCUCACCGGACUGAAUGCCCAGCAAAACAAUGCAAAUCAGGACAGUGCCGCUGCUGCCGCCGCCGCCGGACUCCUGACUCCGAUGACUGUGCAGAAUCUGGCCGCCAUUGCGGCCAUGACGCAGCCGAGUCUGACGAAUGCCGCAGCAGCCGCUGCCGCUGCCUCAUCGCCGGGCAGUGCCCAACUGCAGAAUACAGCGGCGUUGCUUUGGUCCGAUCCGAAUCCAUUGGCAUCGGCGUAUAUGUCAACAGCCGCCGGCUUGCCGCAAUUUGGGAGCGCCAGUGCAUUGUCCACAUCGCCGCUGGCCAGUGUGGCCCUGAGCGCCGCAGCAGCCGCUGCUGCGGGCAAGCAGAUUGAAGGACCAGAGGGAUGCAACUUAUUCAUUUACCAUUUGCCGCAGGAGUUCACCGACACGGAUCUGGCCUCGACAUUCCUGCCCUUCGGCAAUGUCAUAUCGGCCAAGGUGUUCAUCGAUAAGCAGACCAGUCUAUCGAAGUGCUUCGGCUUCGUCUCGUUCGAUAAUCCGGACUCGGCCCAGGUGGCCAUCAAGGCCAUGAACGGCUUCCAGGUGGGCACAAAGCGCUUGAAGGUGCAGCUCAAGAAGCCCAAGGAUGCCUCCAAGCCCUACUAGACAGGAGUCGGAUCAACGGAGUAGUCAACAUCAUAGAAGUAAACAGAAAGAAGAGAAAAAAAAAACGGAAAAGAAGAAAGAAAUACAAAGAUUUGUCGAAUGGAGUAGUCACUGAAUGAGAGUUGCCCGUGUAGAGCGCGCGCAUCAACGCAAAAGUAUACCGAAAAGAUGCAAAUGCCAACGUUGUACGUAUAUGAAAAGAAAUCACAAACAAACAAACAAACAAACAAAAAAAGACAUGAAAUCCGUGCCAAAUAGAGACAGCAACACUUGUGUAUAAAUAAGCACGUUAAAUGUUUGAAGUAGAAACGAAAAACAAACAAAAAAUCAAAAAAACUGAAAGAAAACCAAGAAUAUAUAUAUAACUAUUAGUCCGUAGUUUAGUUUACUUUUUUGUUGAAGUACUCUUUCCCCCGCACACCCCCCACACCCCCAACACACCCAUCUUUUACGACUCUUUUUUCUAUUUUUUUUUAAACUGUCGUACGAGCUGGUUAAACCAACACUUUUUUUAAAUUAAAUAUUUUGUACACAUUUUCAUGACAAAACAAAAAAAAAAACAAAAAAAUACAAAAAAAAACACACACAAGAUCUGUUCAGAGUAUUAGUUUGUAAGUUAUUUUGAUAUUUCCGAUACGAUAAUUUUAUAUAUAUAUAAUAUGCAGUUUACUAUCUGUUUGAUUUGUUCAUCGCUCAUGUUUCAAGUCGCAAUGAAGUUCUUUAACAUAAAAUAUAUAUACUAAAGAUGGUAUAUAUACUAGCUGUA
Molecule: messenger RNA, 3483 nt
Organism: Drosophila pseudoobscura
Lineage: Eukaryota; Metazoa; Arthropoda; Insecta; Diptera; Drosophilidae
Gene: bru1
Product: bruno 1
Exons: 9
Coding region: 267-2717 (816 amino acids)
Biological process (GO): regulation of alternative mRNA splicing, via spliceosome; mRNA splice site recognition
Cellular component (GO): nucleus; cytoplasm; ribonucleoprotein complex
Molecular function (GO): mRNA 3'-UTR binding
Source: RefSeq, a predicted model, not a curated record